AUGGAAUUUGAAUUAAGACAUCAACUGGCCGAGAGUGUAGAUGCUGGUGACCGGUUGGAAUUUGUAUGAUAAGUCAGCUUGUCAUUUUUUAUGGCAUUCUAUUCAGUCUUGCGUGCUUGUUCUGACGCGACAAGGACGUUCUUAUAGCGACUUUCAUGUGUUUGUGUUUGAUUUACAUUUUGUUUGCCAGAGUGUUAUGCCUUCACUGGAUUGACGCCUGUGAGAAUGCAUCCGUUUUGUUGUUGUCUGGCAUAUGUUGAGAACUUGAGUAUUGAGACAUAAAGGUUGCAGUUUGCACGGCUUCAUAAUAUUUUGAAAACUUGGAUGUUACCAGUUACAUUGUUGAAUGUUGCAUAAAUUCUUGUGCCGUGAUUUAAUCGCCUGGACAUCGCAUUUAUAAAACGCGUGAAACUCAUGCGCUUUUGUGCUGAAAAAAUCCAUAAUUAUCCCAGCAUCAAUGAAAAAUCACUCAUCCUUGAUGCGGCGCGCUGUUUCCUGAAAGCGCGUCAUGUACUACAAUUCUCUUGGACGGACGAGAAUGCCGGCUUUACGCAAUCCCGAACCCGGCGUUAAUUUCAAUGCAGCCUACGUGCUCAGCCAGCACCAUUCCACAUGGAUACGGACCAUUCUCACCCUGGAAGAUGAUGCCCUGAUUUUGAACUUCGAGGAUACACUGAACGAUGACGAUGCCGGUUAUCCCUAUGGAAGCAGUUACGGUUAUGGAUCAGAUCGGAAUUACAACCAUAUCGCAGCGUCUACAACAAACACCAACAGUCACAGUCGAUUUAAUUUCGCCAACCACGACAUGUCCUCCUUUCCCUACUCGAGUUCCAGUAAUGUUGCACCACCGCCGCCGCCGCUCACCAGUGAGAAACGGACAGUAAAGAUAGUUAAGGAUGCCGAUAGUGGAUUGGGAAUCAGUAUUAAGGGAGGCAAGGAGAACCGGAUGCCCAUCGUCAUCAGUAAAAUCUUCUCCGAUAUGGCCGCUGAGAAAACGCAUGAGUUGCAUGUGGGCGAUGCAAUAUUAUCAUGCAAUGGCCAUGAUUUGAGUGCUGCCUCGCAUGAUGAUGCGGUUACGGCGCUCAAGCAAGCCGGCAAUAUUGUGAUUUUAGAAGUGCAAUUCUGGCGGGAAGCCACAAAAAGGAUCGCUUUGAAUGAUAUUGGAUGGGAGCUGUCGCACGGUUUCUUAAAGAGCCCACUGCGACUAGCAUUUUCCUCUCUCCUGAAUUUUGAGGAAGCUAUUUCCUCUCCAGCCCGCAACCUGCGUUCCGAUAGUAAAGUCAUUCCUUUAUUACUUUGUUACCUAUCACGCCUGGUGGAGCAAUCACUAGAGGCUGAUGCCACAAUAUUAUUGCUUCAAUCGCCCAAUUUGCGACAUUCCUGCCAACUGAAAUUUGCCGAUCCCACCAAUGGGACUUCAUGGUUCAACAUGAUCCAUUCCAAUAUUGCUGCACUCAAUAGUAAGCUCCUGGUGCAGUGCAAUCGGGUGCUGCCCAAAGUACUGGGCGGCAGUCAUCUGGCGCAAUUGGGCUGGAUGGCCGAGAGGGUGUACAUGGAUGGUUUGGUGCAGCUUAAACCGGUAUUUGCGGCCUUAACGGAACGGCAGAUUAUGGUAUUUGAUGCGGUGCCCUGGACCAAAGAGGAAUGGGCAACACCCAGUUUUACAUGCGAUUUACUGACGACAAGAGUUUUAUAUUCAUCAUCAGCAUCGCGGCAGAAUACCCUGUCCAAAAUACAAAAAAAUAUCGAUCUGUCGGAGCCCCCGAUAACCUUCCUGAUUCGCGUUGGCACGCGUAAUGGUAUCGACUGUCAUGUCUUCAAGCUGGAAACGUGUCGGGACUUGUCGAGUUGGGUGAAAGCCAUUAUUCAGGGCACAUUCCGUGCCGUGGAGGUCAUACAGGAAAUGUCAUGGGCUUGUGCCUGGCAGAACCAUGAUUCCAAGCUCAUCGUUCACUGGGAGAACGGCUUCACACUGAUGUCGGCCAAUCCAUCCAGACGGGAGAUAUUUUGGCAGCAGCCCUUUGAGAAACUUAAGGCGACAGCUGAUGAUGGGAAACGGACUUUAUUUUUAGAGUUUAUCGAUUCCGCUGACGCCUGUGUAAGUACAUCAUGCACAAGGGCCACUAAUUAUGGCUUAUCUUUCUUUUAUUUAGAUGAACGUGAAAAAAACCUACUUCCGAAUCUGUACUUCAUUUAUUUAAAUUAG
Molecule: messenger RNA, 2206 nt
Organism: Paramacrobiotus metropolitanus
Lineage: Eukaryota; Metazoa; Tardigrada; Eutardigrada; Parachela; Macrobiotidae
Product: beta-2-syntrophin-like
Exons: 8
Coding region: 509-2206 (565 amino acids)
Cellular component (GO): intracellular anatomical structure; dystrophin-associated glycoprotein complex
Molecular function (GO): protein binding; structural molecule activity
Source: RefSeq, a predicted model, not a curated record